This is a messenger RNA of Scheffersomyces stipitis CBS 6054, 291 nucleotides long. RefSeq names its product SUMO family protein (gene SMT3). Gene Ontology annotation, molecular function: protein tag activity; ubiquitin-like protein ligase binding. Bases 1 to 291 code for a protein of 96 amino acids. The record is from RefSeq and is a predicted model, not a curated record. Lineage: Eukaryota; Fungi; Ascomycota; Pichiomycetes; Serinales; Debaryomycetaceae. Gene Ontology annotation, biological process: protein sumoylation. Gene Ontology annotation, cellular component: nucleus; septin ring. The transcript has a single exon.
AUGUCUGAUACCGAGCAGAACAACACCCCCAAAGAGGAAAAGACCGACAACACCCACAUCAACCUUAAGGUUUCUGAUGGAUCUGCUGAGAUCUUCUUCAAGAUCAAGAGAUCGACUCCUAUGAAGAGAUUGAUGGAAGCCUUUUGCAAGAGACAAGGCAAAGACUUAAGUUCGUUGAGAUUCUUGAUUGACGGAACCAGAAUAUACCCCAACAACACUCCAGACGAGUUAGAGUUGGAAGAUGGAGACACUAUAGAAGCCCAUCGUGAACAGACAGGGGGUUCGUAUUAG